UUAUUUAUUUUAGUCCUUAAGUCAUCUUUAGUCAUCUUGGCCUUGUUAUGGUUAUUUUAGCUUUUUCUCUCAUUUGAUCCUUAGUCAAACCCAAUUGUUAUCCUUUCAUUUUCAACACACUUUAAUAAAUGAAAUUAACAUCUUAUUUUCAAUAAAUAAUUUCCUUUCUAAAAAUGGUAUUGCAAAAUUAUUUGGUAAUAGAGUUUUGUUUAUUAUUUUUAAAAAUUAAACUCAUUUACUAAAACUCCCGCUCAUUCUUUUUUGUUCUUGAGAAUGAUCGACACCUCUUUCAGGUCUGUAAUGAUUAUCCUUGUCUUUUAGCAUGGUAGGAGAGGAAUUGACCUUUCUAAAGCAUAUUCAGUUAUAUCCGCAUGACCCCAUUAAUUAUUUUUUUUCGAUCAGAACAUCCAACAGCGCAACCUAGUUCUACUUGACUAAGCCUCGGAGUUUGCUUUACCCAACAAAACAGAAUCCCGGACCCAACAUUAGAAAAAUAUAUAUUUAGUGUAAUAAAAUAAUUUCAAGAAUAAUACUCUAAUUACCAUCUUAAAAAGUUUGGCGUUCAAUCCUCAUCAAAUACGGACCAAAAUACUUAUUCUUUCUUAAAAUUUGAAUUAGGUAGCAAACAAAGCAUAUGAUUGCUUAUAACUUGGGAUUAGUAUUCUCAGAUUCAUUGUCCAUUUCAUAAACAUCCUUUGACACUUUAUUUGAGAAAAGAAGACGUUGGCUGCUCAUUGAAGUCUUAACCAUUUAAGUUCAUUUGAAAAGCAUAUGACAGAGCCCUUAUGGAUCCCAUUUCAGAAAUGGAAAAUCUAAAUGGGAAAUGGAUGAGCAGAAGUUAAGUCAUGCAAAUUUUGUAAUUUAGGCAGAGAUGCCAUGCUAAAAACAUACCCAUCACUGCUAUAUAGGAUUUCCAAACUCCCUCUCCAAUCAUCCAAUCAUGUUAUGUUUGAAUGAUUUCCCACACAUUCAACAAGCACAGUUAGUUUUUAGUCACUGGUUUGUGAUCUUAAGGCAUCGAGCAACCUGAGCUUCGUCGAGAGUUUUUCAUGGGGAAGCGAUUCUUGCUCGGAAUGUUGGUUGUGACAUUGACAGUCAUAGUUUGUGGAGCUGUGGAGGGUGGUUCGCUUUCUAAACAGAAGAGUUUGAGAAUGAACUCUCUUAGGAAGCAAGCAAUAAAAAGCAUUCGGAGCGAAGAUGGCGACAUCAUAGAUUGUGUAAGCAUUUACGAUCAGCCUGCUUUUGAUCAUCCUGCUCUGAGGAAUCACACCAUUCAGUUGGCACCCACUUAUGAUCCCACCAUAGAUGAGCAUUCAAAGAAAGCAACAGCAGAAAGGGAAGGGAAGGAGGAAAAGAAUUCCAUGGUUGUGAAACAAACAUGGAGGAAAAGUGGCAGUUGCCCUGAAGGAACAAUACCGAUUCGAAGGAUCCGAAAGCAUGUCCUACUCAAAGCUGAAUCGAUAGAACGCUAUGGACGAAAGAAACCGAUGUUUUCCCAAGAAAACGCUCAGCUUCCCAUCACCCGAAGUUCGCAUACUCUGCUAACGAAUCGUUCGAAGGCAUUUCUGCUUACUGCAGGAAACAACUACAAUGCAGCUAAAGGAGACAUUAAAGUAUGUAACCCAAGGGUCGAGUUCGAUGAUGAAUAUAGUACUUCCCAAGUCGCUCUAUUAACCGGCCCUUACUAUAAUUUUGAGGCUAUCGAAUCCGGAUGGGCGGUAAAUCCAGGUGUUUAUGGGGAUCGACAGACUCGACUGUUCGUGUAUUGGACUGCCGAUGCUUCCCAAAAAACAGGCUGCUUUGAUCUCACUUGCCCAGGUUUUGUUCAAACAAGCAAUGAAAUUGCUCUUGGUUCUGCUAUUUAUCCAAUCUCAACUCCCAAUGGGCUUCCAUAUGAAAUAAUUAUGUUCCUUUUUAGGGAUUUCAAGACAGAUAAUUGGUGGGUGCAAUAUGGGGAAAGCAUUAACAUAGGUUAUUGGCCUCCUGAGCUAUUCGGUGCACUAAGUCACACAGCAGAAACAGUACAAUGGGGAGGGGAAGUUUACAGUACAAAGAUAGGACGACCUCCUCACACUAGAACAGCUAUGGGCAGUGGAAGGUUUCCUGACUUCAUUUCUGGUACUUCAGGUUGGGUAAAACGGAUGCGAGUUCGAGAUAAUUCCAUGGUUUUGAUGUUUCCUGGUUGGGUUGAGCACUACUCCGAUGAAUACGACUGUUACGACGUCGAUUUCAUCCGAGAUUAUUUAGAUGAUCCUGAACUAUACUAUGGAGGACCUGGUAAAAAUCCAAGGUGUCCCUAAGAGACUAACAAAAUUGGGAUGAGUACCUCUUGCUUUCAUUAGGUUCCUUCAUGUAAUGAAUAACAUAGAACUAUAAAAAAGGAAGCUAUUUCUUUUGUUUCAAA
Cucurbita pepo subsp. pepo (vegetable marrow) is the source of this 2404-nucleotide messenger RNA. NCBI's taxonomy places the organism in Eukaryota, Viridiplantae, Streptophyta, Magnoliopsida, Cucurbitales, Cucurbitaceae. The record is from RefSeq and is a predicted model, not a curated record.